AUGGUGCAGGAACAAUACACGAGGGCCGGGCUGCCGGGACUCCUGCAGCAGGACGUCUCGGCCAAAGCAGGGAUUCUGGUGCUGAGAAGGACAGGCAUUUUAAGGAUGCACCACUUAUCGACCAGUCACUGCUCAGUGGCACAGGUGGAGCUGCGGACUGGCCUGGUAUACCUGGUCUCGGCGUACUUCCAGUACAGCGAGAACAUUCAAUCACAUAUAAGCCACCUAGAACGGGUACUGGAAGCGCUGAAGGGGGAACCGGUCAUUAUCGCGGUGGAUACCAACACCCACUCAAGUUUGUGGCCUAGCGGGGAGGAGCAGCUGAGGGGGCGCGGCAGGGCAGCCGAGGAGAGGCGGGAGGCUCUUGAGGCCUUCAUUCUAGCGAAAGGCUUCAUAGUAUACAAUUCGGAAGGAGAGGCGGAAACCUUCUGCUCGCCGAAUGGUGCGUCCAACAUCGACGCAACUCUCAGCACCAGAAGCGUGAAGAUCGGCGACUGGCGGGUACACGAAGACGUCAGCACAAGCGACCACAGGCUGAUUACCUUUGCGGUGCUAGGCACGCGUCUUGGGGGGGGGGCGAAGUGUGGACGAGGAGCCUGCGAGGUUUCGGGACCGCGGUGUGGACUGGGCGGCAUUCAGAUCGGACCUCUCGCUGCGCGUGGGGAGCAUAUCCUUUCAAGCGACGCACUAUGGGGUAUUAGAAGCAAAAAAACGGUCAAAGGUCGAAAUCAAAAUUUGUACCCAAUUAGUAAAUGA
Messenger RNA from Leptosia nina, 756 nucleotides. The record is from the annotation of a GenBank genome assembly. Lineage: Eukaryota; Metazoa; Arthropoda; Insecta; Lepidoptera; Pieridae.